Lagopus muta (rock ptarmigan) is the source of this 1455-nucleotide messenger RNA. It is a transcript of the gene MTHFD2L, whose product is annotated as methylenetetrahydrofolate dehydrogenase (NADP+ dependent) 2 like. The transcript is spliced from 7 exons. Gene Ontology annotation, cellular component: mitochondrion. Bases 202 to 1107 code for a protein of 301 amino acids. Lineage: Eukaryota; Metazoa; Chordata; Aves; Galliformes; Phasianidae. The record is from RefSeq and is a predicted model, not a curated record. Gene Ontology annotation, biological process: tetrahydrofolate interconversion. Gene Ontology annotation, molecular function: methenyltetrahydrofolate cyclohydrolase activity; methylenetetrahydrofolate dehydrogenase (NADP+) activity; methylenetetrahydrofolate dehydrogenase (NAD+) activity.
GUCUCCGGAUCUUUCACACGCUCCCCGCGGCACUUAUGCCUCAGACCGCUCACAGCUCCGUCGCCCAUCUCUGGACACGCUCCACCGCUUCAAUGCCCGUCUUGCAGCGAGUGCGCCGCCCAGCCCCGCUGCCCGUCACAGCGACCGGCACCGCCCUCCCCGGCCCCUCCGGGCGGCGGCGCUUCCGCUCGCCGCAGCGCAAUGGCCGCGGCCGCGUUCUUCUCCCCGUGCUCCGCGCUGCGGCCGGGCCUGGCUCCGCUGUGCCGAUGGCGGGCCGCCCUCCCUCGCCUCGCGUCCCGCCACGCCGGCAGCGUCCCCCGGAGCGCCGCCAGUGAUGAAGCAGCCAUUAUCUCAGGGACAAAGCUCGCUAAACAAGUCUUGAAGGAAGUUCAAAGGGAUGUGGAAUCGUGGAUAUCCUGUGGGAACAAGAGACCUCAUCUCACUGUCAUAUUAGUAGGAGACAACCCAGCUAGUCAUAUCUAUGUCAGAAAUAAGGUAAAAGCAGCUGCAGCUGUAGGAAUUUCUAGUGAGGUCAUACUGAAGCCUAAAUAUAUUUCUCAGGAAGAACUGUUGGAUAUGACAUUAAAACUCAACAAGGACUCAACAGUUAGUGGUGUAUUAGUUCAGCUGCCUCUCCCAGACCAUAUAGAUGAGCGGACAGUUUGUAACGCUAUCGCGCCUGAAAAGGAUGUGGAUGGAUUUCACAUUAUCAACAUUGGACGUCUGUGUCUCGAUCAGCCAUCUGUAAUACCUGCCACUGCUGCUGCUGUCUGGGAAAUCAUAAAGCGGACAGGAAUACAAACAUUUGGGAAAAAUAUUGUUGUAGCUGGAAGAUCUAAGAAUGUUGGAAUGCCCAUUUCAAUGCUUCUGCAUACUGAUGGAGAGCAUGAAAGGCCUGGAGGAGAUGCUACAGUGACCAUUGCGCAUAGGCACACACCAAAGGAACAGCUCAAGAUCCAUACUCAACUUGCUGACAUUGUCAUAGUAGCUGCAGAAGUGAAGAAGAAGGCUGGCUUCAUCACUCCAGUGCCAGGAGGGGUGGGACCUAUGACUGUUGCAAUGCUUCUGAAGAACACGCUGAUAGUUGCUAAGAAGCUCAUUUACUAGAGGAAGUGGGCUGUCUCAGAAGAAGAAUGCAAGUUCUAUUUAUUGUUAUACAAAACCUUUAUUUUUUACUAGAAAGAUAUUUAUUUCUACAUUGUAUUUAUUUUUUCAUGUAAACUAUAUUGAACUUGAUGGUUUACAAAAUGUUACAAUACUUUAUGUUACCUCCUGCUGACUUACUGUGAGCAUCACUGAAUUGAAUGGUGCAGACUUUGUUGGUACCAUGUUGUUGGUCAGCUGUGUGUGUGGAAGUGAAAAACUGAACUUGAAUUCCAGAGCUUGAAUUAUGCUUGUAUAUUUUGAAAUGGCAUGCUAUUGAUGAGAUUAUUUAAGCAUUAGAUAUGCUCAAUU